Messenger RNA from Spirometra erinaceieuropaei, 6110 nucleotides. The record is from the annotation of a GenBank genome assembly. Lineage: Eukaryota; Metazoa; Platyhelminthes; Cestoda; Diphyllobothriidea; Diphyllobothriidae.
AUGACUGUAACUACUACCGCCACUAAUGGCUUACCGACGGCCUUCACCCCAAUCGCCUGCCGCACCUCCCUUCUUCCCCGAGCCUCUGCUCACGGUGUGAUCAAACAUCUCUCCUCCGCCGCCUCCGUCCUCGAGAAGGUACGCCUCAAGGCCCUGCCGGACCUCAGCUCCGCACUCCAGGUAUGUACAUCCUCUCUCUUUCUUUCAGUUGUUUAUUUGUGACCACUGAUGCCUGCACUUUCUCGAUUGUCUGGCGAUCGUGGAAUAGUUGUCAACGUCGAAGUCGCAUCGUGAGCCAGGCGCAGUCCGCGACUGCGAUCGGUGCAUACACUCUAUGUGAUGUUACUCUGCACUCUUACGGACUAGGCCUUUUGCUCUCCGAGUUUCAUCGUCCAUUGGUGGAGAUUCAAGUAUUGGCAGGUCAAGUAUUUUGAAGGCCAUUGCCGUCGAUAGUCGGGCCAAGGCCUCGGACUACGGCAAGAUCGGCAAAGGCGUCCGUGCUGGAGAUCUUCAGCAACUCUGCAUCCGUCUCUACUGCAGCCAUCACUGGUGAUGGGUUCAAGUGAGAAUCCAAAACGCCAGACCAAUAAACUUCUUGUUCCAAUGAUCGCAUCUUCUUCUUUUGAACUGCUUCCUGGAACUCACCUGUUCGCUUCUAUCGACACCUACUAGUCCUUGAUUCCACACGAAGCACGUCUUUAGAGAGGGGGCCUCUGAUCAGUCAUCGCCUUUAAAGCAACUUUAACAAGAAGACAUCAAAGCCUAACUUUCAGCUUCCAAGGUUGGAUUGAGUUAUCUCCUCAGUAGACAACACUCCAGACACCGUACGUUAACGCCUAAUGGUGGUUCAACAAUGCGUGUGGUUUGCUGCGUGUUUAGGUGGGCGUUGGAUCUAGGCUAGAUCGUUUGUCUCAGUCAGACCUACUGGAGGUGGGUUUGGGCGCGGUGGCUAGCGUACCACGAAGCUGCUGUUUAACGUUGGUCACACACGGGUCCGAAUCUCGCAUGGCUAACAGGUGGCGAUAAUCAGUCAGAACUGUCAAGGUACAGGCAAUGAUAGAUCAGAACGGAGCUGGCCAAGCCAGAUGAACUUCAGCUCAACAGUGGGCAACAGGUCGGGUUAUUAGAACCAUUAGCCAGUUAACGUACUUUUUCCCGCGGCACAAUCCUCCCACUCCUGUUAUCAUCCUGAGAGUGGGUUGUCCCGUAGGAUGCAGCAGUGGCAGCCUGACAGCGCCCCUCCUUUCAAGCAAUUUCCAGUCCUAACCGAGUAAUAACGUCUAAAACACACUGGUGAUGAAAUUGCGGAAAUUCGCGACAGGGAUUCAGUGUAUAUAUAUCUGCUCAGCUCUUAGAUCGUUUUUUCUUCCCGCAUAGACUGGCCACUCGUCUGCGCACACGUCACCCGCAUUCUGCGCCCACGCUCCCUUACUUGAGAAAGACACUCACGUAUGCUGACUACACGACCCACCUGUUGGCUUUUUCGAGCAUAUCGCCUCAAAAGCCAGCCUAACCUUGCUUUUCUGCUGCUGAUUAUACAUAGCAACAUGCUGUAUGUUGAAUGCUUUGUAGUAAUUUGCCUAGUUCUACUCCCACCUUCCUUGUGCGUUUUCCGUUGUUAAACCGCCCCAAUGACCGACCAAUUACACAUGCGCCGCCCAGCCUCUGUAAUGGCAGUAGAGUGGCAUAAUUUAGCAAGACAUCUACAUGCAGCCCAAAAUCGUCGCGCUGUGACCUGGUAAAGACUUACUAAAAAAAACUAUCAUGCCUACCAACCCGACUUCUGAACUUUUCGGCAGAUUUUACUUUCUAUGCCCGUUUCUUUUGUGGCGUGUAUGGCACUUGUGUAUGCAGGAGUUCUCAUUGGCGUCUUCUACCACUUCUGGUUACCUCGAUUACCACCAACCCUAACUGGUAGUCUUGUGGAGGUAAUCUUUGGUGUAAUUUCCGAUCUCAAGCAGUUGCGCACAAAAGCUACCUGUCCCCUUGUAGUUUUCUGUUUAUGGAGGGCCACUUCUCAGUCUCAUGCUCGGCGAUGGCGUUUCUUGGAAAAGAAUCGGACUCGAUCGCUGGAACAAUAACUUUGCUCGCCGACGUUUCAACCCCCAAACCCGUCAUCAAGGCUAGUGGGGUCCGCAAGGACUGCAGUACUUAUAAGACGCGAUUGUUAUACCUCUCCGCCCUCAUUAAAAUUGGCAGAUAUCUCAUUCAUCCUAGGUAGUCAUAAGUACUUUGAUGAUUGCUUGACCCACCUCGUCCGGGUAUUUAAAUGUCGCAAUUUCGUCAUAAAUUUAGGUUAUGGACGUGAACAUUACAUGGCGAUUGGGGUCAGAGAUACUGUCAGUGGGAGCUGUGUUCGCUCAUGUACUCCCUACGUGGGCAGUUACUCUGCCCAGACAAAUUUUGGUGCUGAAUGUGGGGAGGGGAGGUCCUUGCUCAUGUGGACGGACUACGGUCGAAAGAACACGACUCAAACAGCUCGCGACUCACAUGGUUGUCACCUCUCUGGAGAACUUGGGCCCUCUGGGACUUGAAAGUGUGACCCGGUUCCCUCGGAUGAGUGAUGACUUGUGAGCUGGCGUCAUUCAUCUUCACUACCAUUACGUGUUCGUCCCUCCGCGUCUAUAACCAUCUUUCAGUCUCUCUGAGGUCUCUUUGUUCACAACUGCACCACAUACAGCAAACGAAUCUGGCCGUUUCCUGCUGUGGGAGCGAGUUAUUCAGCCUUCUCACUUAGCGCCUGAUGGUAGCCUCUGGUCUCUCUGCAACCCCCAAUCCAAGUGGCAUGAGACAGUGGCUGAUGGCCUACGAAACACUCCUGACUUACUGCAGCGCUCGCCAACAUCUGGCGUCAGUGCGCUAUGCACCGGUUGGCAAAGUUAUGCGAGGCCAAAGGCCCCGCUGCCAUAGAAUAAAACGAAUCGCAAGCCCCCCGGCUAAGACCGCCUUCAGUGAUAUUAUAGGCUAGCCAAAUCGCCAAGUGAUAACGCCGACAACAAACACGGGCGAUGAAAUUACGGUAAUUAACGACUCGGAUGCAAGCCAGCAGGCAGUCAUUGUAUCAAUUACAGCCAUCUAUGAUGUAUGUGGGAUCUGCUAAUUUUAACAGGUUCUGGAAUUCCUAGCAACAACAUCACAUAAAUACGCCAACCCCUGUGCACCCUCCACCCUUGUCCGUAGCCGUCUCUAGUGAUGGGUUCGGGUGUGAGUCUGGAGCGCCAGGCGAAUACAAUUCUUGUUCCUGCGGUCUGGUUUCCCUCUUUUUGACUGCUUCCAGAACCUCGUCUUUUUGGUUUCUAUCGCCUUUAUAAUGCUCCCAAACUCUGACACGAUCUAAAGACCCAGACACCUGCUUCGGUGAUUUACUGCGCUAAACGGGAUAACCAGGAGGGUGCUCGGUUAAUUAUUGGACCCCGGGGCAUUGACUGCGUUGUUUUGGUAGUGGUGAGGAUCCUCAGCCUUAUUUAUCCGAUACGGGAAGCUAGCUGUGGAGAGGGUUGUUUGCACCGAGGAAAUCAGACGCCGGUCGAUUUUGUUAUUCUCCUUGAUCCACAAGCAAAACGGCAUUUGCAAUUGUUUUCCCUGGUAGUCAUCCGAUAUCAGCAUAGUUUCCCACCGGCUGGUUUUUUGAAGUGUUGCUCAGGCCACACAAUACAUUUCCGUUGGAGUCAUGGGUACCGCGGAACACCAGAAUGUUAGACUCCUGUGAGUACUGUCAAAACAAUGGAAGAUUUUUUUGGAAUUUGAGAGAUUUUCUCAUGGAUUUCUUGACGAUCGCCGUGUCAUCCGACUCAGUGGCGGAGAGGAGUGUGAUUGGUACGCUUGAAGGUCAGGGGUUGAGUGGCUGCGUUGACUGUUCUCACGCUACAAGUGAGAGCUGAAGGGAGAUUGAAAUCGUAGUUCACCAGGGGUAGGACAGUUUUUUACUUAUAGAAACAACCCUCGAACAUUAUUUUCAAAUUUGACGACAAGGUCGACGAGCAGAGAAGAGCGCAAGUAUAAUUGCACACAAUGGUCACGUAACCCGACAGUGAAGUCUAACAACCACAAGACCAAUCAAGAAUGAACCAUUAGGACAGGUGUAUCAGAAUCCUACUUCAUGUGCCCCCCUCUCCCUCCCAAACGGGUCACGUGAUAGAUGCGUUGGACCAACACGGGGAGCCAUAUCGAAUUCUGGCAGGCGUUAUCGGAAUGCGCCUCAUGACAAAUGCCAGAGUCCGUUUCUGGCUGAGGUCGCGCACAUUGAGACCCCUGCAGCCCUCCCCAUUGUUGUUGUUGUUGUUGGUUGAAAUCCUGGUCAUUUGCUAUGAGGACCAAGGGGUUGUGGAGUGGAGUGCCGAGGUGCGGGCUCGGCCGUGCCACCCACCUGCGCCUUUCCCUACCUCCCGUCUUCUUGUCUCUGUCUUGGCGCCGGGUCCAGAUGGGUGAGAAGGAGGAGGAGGAGGGGAGUGUGAUAGAUGGUGUGCAAGUCUGAUACCUCCAUAAACUAAUUCACGCACAAGUCACCGUGCCUGCUUCACCUUCCUGUGGAUCACACGAUGGGCAUCGUCGGAUGCGACGGUCGAACUGUCGCGUUCGAAAGGUCCAAAUGAAGUCUAGUUUUAUAAUGAACAUGCAUGUGAAGGUAUGUGGCAUUGUUUUUCACAUCAUGAUGUCGAAUAGGAGUUCUUUUUUACUCAAGAGAGUAGUAAUGUAAACCUCUUCAGCCUAUUAAAAGUUUUGUGGCUUGUAAGUGACCACUGUCUUUGCCCACCUAAUUUACAUAUUUUUUUGAAAACUGCAGACAUGUGUUCUGUGUACUCCAGUGGCAGACGAGGGCACCUCGAAUAGGGGCCACGACAUGUCCCGAUUAUAGACGUUUUUGGCUGUAGACACGUGGAAUAUAUUUUUGCCGAAGCUGGCGGCCUUGUGUAAAGCACACUGCGUCGGCAUUACAAAUUACUGGCCUCUCUCUCUCCCUCCCCAGUCUCUGCAAUUAUUGUCCGUUUUUGUCCACCAAUGUGCGCUCGCUGCCACUGUCUGUUCGCCAGUCACAAGACCGGUGGGACUGCCUGCUAUGUCAAACCCUAAGUAAUUUGCGUUUACCAAUGUAAUAAUAAUUUUUCACCUGUGUCGGUUUCCUUUUGAUCAGACUGUGUUUACCACCCUUCGGUUCAUCCAACUAAAAUUGGCGCAGUUACUGAAGGAAGAGAGGCGGCGCUAUCCCCCACUCCUUUUUGCCAUCUUUAUCCAAUCGUAAAAAUCGCCUCCACAAAAAAGGGCGUUGACGCCGUAAUAAAUCCACUAACACACCUACCUCUCCGUCAUCUUCGUGAGCGUUAAAAUCUUUGCAAUCGACAAAAAGUGCGGUUAGCUCAAUGUGACUGUGUGAAAAAUCAAAGACUCACAAUGAGAAAAUUCGGGGAACCACAUGUUGUUUUUGCCAGAAUUACCGGAAAUAUUAAGUAGUUGCAGAAACGUUUGCUCCUCUACUUGCACGCCUUAUGUAAUGAAGUGUUUUUUUUUAAGUUGGACCCAUCCGUCGUCCUCAGAGACAACCAACCCCAGAACUCUACACCACCAGGCCCUGCAGCUCCCGUCGCCAACGCUUCCGCAUCGGAGACCUUGGAAGCCCCCCUUUCAGUUGCCUCCAAAGAACAUAAAUCGCGAAAGGUAGGUGACAUAAUCCUCAUCUACCGUUUUAUUACCGAAGCUAACAGCCUGUGAAUGAUUUUCGUGCCAAUUCAGGCCCCCCGCCCGACCAUUUGAUCAUUGUCUACUUUGCGAAAACUUUAUUUCUGUCUGACUGUCGUGGAGUGCGUUAUUAGUGGACUACAGUGAAACCCUAUACCCUCUUCCAUUGCAGUUUUCGUUAUGCAAAGAGGAUUCAGAGAUUAGUAUGACAAGAUUAAAUAGAUCACCAGUUGCCAGCACUGGUAUUAGCUAAAAACGCAGCCACGCGUGUUUUCCCGAUCCUGCGACGCCACGCGGGGUUCGGCUCCUCCGUUCAUGCAUAUGGGGCUGCAAUCAUCACACCAACUUCUGUGGCGAAUAGCCAUCCUGACUGGUCUGGCGUCAUUGUUCAAGACCUCGCUGUCUCAAGGUCAUUCACCCCUUGCAGCGAGCCGUCC